Molecule: messenger RNA, 5287 nt
Organism: Amblyraja radiata (thorny skate)
Lineage: Eukaryota; Metazoa; Chordata; Chondrichthyes; Rajiformes; Rajidae
Product: striatin-interacting protein 1 homolog
Exons: 21
Coding region: 16-3225 (1069 amino acids)
Biological process (GO): cytoskeleton organization
Cellular component (GO): cytosol
Source: RefSeq, a predicted model, not a curated record
GGGCGGGCGGCGGCGAUGGAGACGGGCGACGGGCCGCAGCCGCUGCCGGGCGGGCCUGGGCCUGGAGCUGGAGCAGGACCGGAGUCGGGAGCAGAACCGGAGUCGGGAGCGGGAGUGGGACCAGGAGCUGGAGCAGGAUUGGGGCCAGGAGUAGAACCGGGACCGGGAUCAGGCUUGGGGUCAGGAGCAGGACCGGGACCGGGAUCAGGCUUGGGGUCAGGAGCAGGACCGGGACCGGGAACAGGCUUGGGGUCAGGAGCAGACCCGGGACCGGGAUCAGGCUUGGGGUCAGGAGCAGACCCGGGACCGGGAUCAGGCUUGGGGUCAGGAGCAGGACCGGGACCGGGAUCAGGCUUGGGGCAAGGAUCAGGAUUGGGGUCAGGAGCAGGACCGUGGGCGGGAUCAGUGUUUGGACCGGGACCGGGAUCAGGCUUGGGGCCAGGAGCGGGAGCAGGACCGGGAUCAGGCUUGGGGCAAGGAUCAGGAUUGGGGCCGGGAGCAGGACCGUGGGCGGGAUCAGUCUUUGGACCGGGACCGGGAUCAGGCUUGGGGUCAGGAGCAGGACCGGGACCGGGAUCAGGCUUGGGGCAAGGAUCGGGAUUGGGGCCGGGAGCAGGACCGUGGGCGGGAUCAGGCUUGGGACCGGGAUCAGGAUUGGGGCCAGGAGCGGGAUCAGGAUUGGGGCCGGGAGCAGGACCGUGGGCGGGAGCAGGACAGGGGGCAGGGCAAGGACCGGGAGCAGCAGCGGUGCCAGGAGCCGCGGUGGGAGCAGGAACGAUGCCCGUGGCCGCAGUCACGCCCCCAUGCCCGGCCAACAACAGCUGCGGCAAACCCCGGGCCCUGCCCAAAGGCCGCGAGUUCUUCCGCAACCAGAGGAAGGAUUCGGAGGGUUUCUCCGAGACAUCUGACCUGGAGUUUGAAUAUUUCGACAGUGACAAGUGGGCAGCCGAGCUUUCCGAGUUGUACAGCUACACAGAAGGUCCUGAGCUUCACCUGAACAGAAAAUGCUUUGAAGAUGAAUUCAAGACUCAUGUAAAGGACAAGAAAUGGACAGAAGUGGACAUCUCAGAGCACCAGGCCCACGCCAUGCGAUUGCUGGAUGGCCUGGAAGUAACUGCCAGGGAGAAGAGACUGAAAGUGGCUCGUGCCAUCCUGUACAUGGCACAAGGUACCUUUGGUGAAUGUAACUCGGAGGGAGAGGUGCAGCAGUGGAUGAGGUACAACGUGUUCUUACUGCUGGAGGUCGGCACCUUCACUGCACUAGUGGAGCUCCUCAGCAUGGAGAUCGACAACAGUGCUGCAUGUAGUAAUGCUGUGAGGAAGCCAGCAAUCUCUCUUGCUGACAGUACAGAUCUCAGAGUGCUCCUGAACAUUAUGUGCCUGAUGGUGGAAACAAUCCGCCAGGAAACAGAUGAGGAUAAUGCAGAAUGGAGGGUAAUGCGGGAGACCUUCAGAACAGAUCUAGGUGUAUCCUUGUACAACAACGAGCCAUUUUCAGUCAUGCUGUUCGGAAUGGUGACCAAGUUCUGCAGUGGCCACGCACCCCACUUCCCCAUGAAGAAGGUUCUAUUGCUGCUUUGGAAAACUGUCUUGUUAUCCUUGGGAGGCUUUGAAGACUUGCAAGUUCUUAAAGUGAAGAAGCGUGAAGCACUUGGUCUCCCACCACUUCCUGAAGACAGCAUCAAGGUUAUCCGUAACAUGAGAGCUGCCUCACCCCCGGCGUCGGCCUCUGACCUGAUAGAGCAGCAGCAGAAGCGAGCCCGCAGAGAGCACAAGGCUCUUAUGAAGCAAGAUAAUUUGGAUGCUUACAAUGAGAAAGACCCGUAUAAAACAGAAGAUCCCCGUGAGGAGGAUGACGAGAAUGACGAUAACGAUAAUUCGCUUGAAACAGAAACAUUUCCUUUGGAAAGGGACGAUGUUUUGCCGCCACCAAUUCAUCACCCGACCUGUGAGCGUUUAUCACUGCCCAAGGGAUUGCCUUGGGCCCCUAAAGUGAGGGAAAAGGACAUUGAAACAUUCUUAGAAUCUAGCAGAAGUAAAUUCAUCGGUUAUACUUUAGGAAGUGACACUGAUACAGUUGUUGGAUUGCCUCGGCCCAUCCAUGAAAGCAUCAAAACCCUUAAACUGCACAAGUACAUUGCAAUUGCUGAAGUCCAGAUCAAGAAAGAGGAGGAAUAUCUGAAGAAGCCACUUUCUGCGGGAGAUGAAGAAUUUGACCUGACACCAGCGGAGGUUCUGUAUCAGGGCAUACUUCCCAGUCUGCCUCAGUACAUGAUUGCCUUACUGAAGAUUCUUCUGGCGGCAGCUCCAACCUCAAAAGCAAAGACUGACUCGAUCAACAUUCUGGCUGAUGUCCUCCCAGAAGAAAUGCCUACCACGGUGCUACAGAGUAUGAAGCUGGGAGUCGAUGUUAACAGACACAAAGAGAUCAUUGUGAAGGCAAUUUCCGCUGUCCUUUUGCUGCUACUUAAGCACUUCAAACUCAAUCACGUCUACCAGUUUGAGUACAUGGCACAGCAUCUGGUUUUUGCAAACUGCAUUCCACUCAUUUUGAAGUUCUUCAAUCAGAAUAUCAUGUCCUACAUUACAGCUAAGAACAGCAUUUCUGUGUUGGAUUUCCCCUACUGUGUUGUACAUGAACUCCCUGAACUGACAGCUGAGAGCUUGGAAGCAGGGGAUAACAACCAAUUCUGCUGGCGGAACCUCUUCUCCUGCAUAAACCUACUUCGAAUCCUCAAUAAAUUGACCAAAUGGAAACAUUCCAGGACCAUGAUGUUGGUUGUUUUUAAAUCGGCUCCGAUCCUGAAACGAGCACUCAAGGUGAAGCAGGCCAUGAUGCAGUUGUAUGUCCUUAAGCUGCUCAAGGUCCAAACCAAAUACCUGGGGCGCCAGUGGCGCAAGAGCAACAUGAAGACCAUGUCUGCCAUCUACCAGAAGGUGCGCCAUCGACUCAACGAUGACUGGGCUUAUGGAAACGAUCUUGAUGCCCGCCCGUGGGAUUUCCAAGCUGAGGAAUGUGCAUUGAGAGCCAACAUUGAACGGUUUAACAACCGCCGAUACGACAAAAAUCCAAGCAACCCUGAUUUUGCCCCAGUGGACAACUGUUUGCAGAGCGUGCUGGGGCAGCAGCUGAUAUUACCAGAGGAGUUUCAAAUGAACUAUGAUCUCUGGCUUGAGAGGGAAGUUUUCUCAAAGCCAAUCAGCUGGGAGGAGCUCUUGCAGUGAUUUCCAACCCUGUUUUGUACAUUAGUCUCUUGUUUGUAAUCGUGUAUAAAUGAGUUGCUAGAUUUUUGCAGGCGGAGAGACCAUACUUUUAAUUUAUAACAGGAAUUUCUAGCUGUUUCUUUUUAUUUGUUAUUUAUGGUUUUGAGGCGAAAUGCCAUACCACAAGGAGCUGCUGGAAAAUACAUUUGUGGGUGUUGAAUGUGGAAUCGUUUAGCUUGUGAUGAGGCUUGAUGAUUGGGCACCCGAAUUGCUUCUCACAUUACUUGGCCACAAUCCUGGUAAAGAUGCUCAAACCCACUGCCUGGGAGAGUAGAUACAGUGAUAAAGAUACGGUACCAGGUGGCUUUGUACGUGUCUAUUUUCCUUGCAAAAUCCAAUCAAGAAUGGCAACCAGUUAUUAGCUUCCACUACCACGGGCAUCUACCACCAGAAGAUUCCUUCACUGAUUAUUGAUUUUUGUUUCUGAAUGGACCAAAAUAUGCUUCUUGGUGGGAAAGAAUGCAAAGGCAAUGCUUUUUGAUAUAUCUGUCCAUGGCAUUUUUAAUUUUGUUGUAUUGCACCUCUCAACUAUUACUUUCUCCCAGGACCUUAAAACGGUGGAACACCUCGUUUAUUCUUGAUAUCAACUUACUGAUUCAUUUUAUCUUGUUUGUUUUACUGUUUUAGUUUCAGAUGUGUUAUGGGCUGUAACUCUUCGGCUUAGUUUCUCAGUAAACACGACGAGAUACUUUGUGGGAAAUAAUCGAAUAAGAGACUGGUGGCAUUGCGAUCUGGUGUACUUCCCUGGUUGCUCCUAUUUCAUCAUUAUGUAUGGAAUGGCAGAGAUCUGACCCAAGUACAAUUCUUGGUCUUUGUGAACUGUAGCUUGGUUGUCCAUUUUUUGAGUAUUUUUGCUGUUCUUAACUGGAUCAAACAAGAUAUACACCAUCCAAUUUCUUCACCCAGUUAUGACCAAAAUUAUGAUCACCUGUUCACGGAGUACGACCAAGUAUCCCACAACAGAAUCCCAAUGUACCAACAUUUAUGGAAUUCCAAUCAACCAAAAUAAUUUUGGAGAAUUGCAGUGAGCUUAGUCCGUCUUAUUCACUCCAAUAUGUAGGAAUCUGAUGCAAUGAAUUAUUUGGCAUUAAUCUGCAGUUAAUGAAAUUCCAAAGGAUCAAGAUUCUCCCUGUUAAUUUUCGUUGUUUAAAAUCCUAUUAGACUAAAUUCAUUUGCCAUGCACUUCCCAACCUAAAUGCAAAGUGUCUGCAUUUGUGAAAUAUGUACUAAUUCCUAAUGACCUUUUGCCAACAUUAAGCACACUGAAAAUUGAUAUCUACUGCUACAUGACAAACGUUUUAAAAGGUUAAUCCUCACUUAUUUUUAAAUAAAUAUUUUACUUUGAAUAUUAGUUCUAUCAAUUUGCUGAAUAUAUUAUUUAAUGCAUGGAUGCAAAGGUUCACUUGUUUUUUAUCACAAAGCUACGAGGGAGAUUGGGAUUCCAAUCCAUACUUGCACCUGAGAGAUGUUUGAUGGAGUAACAUGACAAGGUUGCUGGCCAUGACUAAUGUUCACUAAGAAAAGGUGGAAAAGUGUACCACUUCCCACGUUGGAGAAGGUGCUACCUCAAUCAACCACAAAUUAAUUGUGUGUUUUGAAUUAUUUGGGUGUGAAAUGGGUAAGGACCCACGAUCAACCAAGCUACGGUUCAGUAAGGCGAACAAGUUCAUCUGUUGUGAAUGUAUUAUAUGGACUAGUGGGCCAUGGAGUUUCUGUUAAUUUAGACAGCAAGCAUGAUCUUCAUAGCAUUUUAAGGUUACAAAAGGUUCCUUGAAGCAUAGGACACAAAAUGCUGCAGCCACAUUGUACUCCUUGUUAUGGUGCUGUAUUAACAUAGAUGUGGAUAUUUAACACACGGUUUUAUGUAUGUCAGUAAAGUAGGUAAUUUCUGUAAAUUUUGUUUUUGAAUUCUUUUAAUGGAGUUGUAUAUUUUUGUAUGUUUAAUCUUACAACAUGGCUGCUCAUAUUUUGAAAAGUAUGGAAUUUGUACGGUAUAAGGGAAUAAAAUGUACAUCAGCCCAAA